GGCAAGGAGGAGAAGGAGGGCGGCGCGCGGCUGGGCGCCGGCAGUCCCGAGAAAAGCCCAAGUGCGCAGGAGCUCAAGGAGCAGGGCAACCGGCUCUUCGUGGGUCGCAAGUACCCGGAGGCGGCGGCCUGCUACGGCCGCGCCAUCACCCGGAAUCCCUUGGUGGCAGUGUAUUACACCAACCGAGCCCUGUGCUACCUGAAGAUGCAGCAGCACGAGCAGGCGCUGGCUGACUGCCGUCGCGCACUGGAGCUGGACGGGCAGUCCGUGAAGGCGCACUUCUUCCUGGGGCAGUGCCAGCUGGAGAUGGAGAACUACGACGAAGCCAUUGCCAACCUGCAGCGAGCCUACAGCCUGGCCAAGGAGCAGCGGCUCAACUUUGGGGACGACAUCCCCAGCGCUCUGCGCAUCGCCAAGAAGAAGCGCUGGAACAGCAUCGAGGAGCGGCGCAUCCACCAGGAGAGCGAGCUGCACUCCUACCUCACGCGGCUCAUUGCUGCUGAGCGUGAGAGGGAGCUGGAAGAAUGUCAGCGGAACCAUGAGGGUGACGAGGAUGAUGGCCAUGUCCGGGCCCAGCAGGCCUGCAUUGAGGCCAAGCACGACAAAUACAUGGCGGACAUGGAUGAGCUCUUCUCUCAGGUGGAUGAGAAGAGGAAGAAGCGAGACAUCCCUGACUACCUAUGUGGCAAGAUCAGCUUUGAGCUGAUGCGAGAACCAUGCAUCACGCCCAGUGGCAUCACCUACGACCGCAAGGACAUUGAGGAACACCUGCAGGUGAGGGCCACCGGGAGUGGGCCGGGGCACAGCCCUCAGGCCUGCCAAUUGCCCUGUAACCCUGUGUCGCCACAGCGUGUGGGUCACUUUGACCCCGUGACGCGGAGCCCGCUGACCCAGGAGCAACUUAUCCCUAACCUGGCUAUGAAGGAGGUCAUCGAUGCAUUCAUCUCUGAGAACGGCUGGGUGGAGGACUACUGAGGCUCCUGUGGCCUUGCUGGCCUCCCGGUCCAGGAGGGCCCUGGGCAGAAGCCCCAACCUCUGUACAUAGGUGUGCCCCAGGCCCCGCCCCUCCAGUUCUGCUGCUGGGCUCUGGACUGCUCCCCUCUUGGCCUAGCUCCUGCUGGACCACACGCCUCCUGUUCUCCCUUCUGGGCUGGAAAAGCAGGUGAGGGUGGGUUGGGCUGAGGCUGCUGCUGUUGUCUCUGUAAUAAAGUCUAUGAGCACUA
Molecule: messenger RNA, 1223 nt
Organism: Carlito syrichta (Philippine tarsier)
Lineage: Eukaryota; Metazoa; Chordata; Mammalia; Primates; Tarsiidae
Gene: STUB1
Product: STIP1 homology and U-box containing protein 1
Exons: 6
Coding region: 205-975 (256 amino acids)
Biological process (GO): cellular response to misfolded protein; proteasome-mediated ubiquitin-dependent protein catabolic process; protein quality control for misfolded or incompletely synthesized proteins
Cellular component (GO): Z disc; cytoplasm
Molecular function (GO): ubiquitin protein ligase activity; protein-folding chaperone binding
Source: RefSeq, a predicted model, not a curated record